GCUUGUGCACAGUGCCGGUCGUAGCCUUGCGCGCUCCGUCUUGAGCAUGGAGGUCUCAGCCAUGGAGGAAGCCCUCCCCAAGGCGAACAAGAAGGGAGGCCUCAGAACCAUACCGUUCAUCAUUUCGAACGAGAUCUUCGAGAAGGUGGCGACCUUCGGCCUGCACGCCAACAUGAUCCUGUACCUCACCGAACGGUACCGCAUGUCGAGCGCACUCGCCACCGUCGUGCUCUACUUCUGGAACGCCCUCUCCAACUUCCUGCCCAUCUUCGGCGCCGUGCUCGCCGACGCGUACCUCGGCCGGUUCCGGGUCAUCGCCCUCGGCUCUUUCGUCAGCCUCUUCGGGAUGUGCCUGCUGUGCCUGACGGCGAUCCUGCCGGUGUUCAAGAAGACCCCGGAGUGCGCCGCGCGGCCGGGGGAGUGCGCGCUGGUGCCGUGGCAGCUUCCGCUGCUGUUCACGUCGUUCGUGCUCAUGUCCGUCGGGUCGGGAGGCAUCCGGCCGUGCGCUCUGGCGUUCGGCGCGGACCAGCUGGACAAGCGGGACAACAGCGCCAAGAACGUGAGAACGCUGCAGACCUUCUUCAACUGGUACUACACCGUGCUGGGCCUCUCCAUCGUGUUCGCGGCCACCGUCAUCGUGUACAUCCAGCAGGCCAAGGGCUGGGUCGUCGGCUUCGCCGUGCCCGUCGUGCUCAUGGUCACCGCGCUCACGCUGCUCCUCAUCGGCUCGCCCUUCUACCUCAAGGCGGAGGCCGACAGGAGCGUGCUCGUCGGGCUCGUGCAGGUGCUCGUCGCUAGCUACAAGAACCGCCACGAGCCCUUGCCGCUGGAGACGGCCGAUUCCUCGAGCUUCUAUAACAAAGCAGGCUCGAAUCCCAGGACUCCCACGAACAAGCUAAGGUACUUGAACCGGGCAUGCGUGCUUAGGAACCCGGGCAAGGAGCUCAGCCCCGACGGGACGGCGUGCCACCCGUGGAGGCUGUGCACGGUGCAGCAGGUGGAGGACGCGAAGGCCACCAUCCGCGUGCUUCCGAUAUGGUCGACGGGCAUCAUGCCCGGCGUGAUCAUCGGGCAGCAGAUGUUCCCGGUGCUGCAGGCGAAGACGAUGGAGCGGCAGAUGGGCAAGCUGGAGAUCCCUGCUGCCUCCUUCGGCGUAUUCAGCAUCCUCACGCUCACCGUGUGGGUGGUCGUGUACGACCGCGCUCUGGUGCGGCCCCUGUCGCGUCUCACCGGUCACCCGCUCGGGCUCAGCCUGCGGCAGCGCAUGGGCGCCGGACUGGCGCUCUUCGCCGUGGCCAUGGCCGUGGCCGCGCACACCGAGAGCGUCCGCCGCGCCGCCGCUAUCGCCGAGGGGCUCCGGGACUUCGGCCCGCACUCGGGGCGCACGGUUCACAUGUCAGCCAUGCGGCUGGUGCCGCAGCACUGCCUGAGCGGCCUCGCCGAGGGACUGAACCUCAUCGGGCAGAUCGAGUUCUACUACUCCGAGUUUCCCAAGACCAUGUCCAGCAUCGGUGUGUCGCUGCUGGCGCUCGGCCUUGGGUUCGGCGGCGUGCUGGGCAGCGCCAUCGUCGGGAUCAUCGGCGCGGCGACCGGAAGGGACGGGCGCGACGGCUGGCUGGUGAGCAACCUGAACAAGGGGCACUAUGACUACUACUACCUGGUCCUCGCGGUGCUGUGCGCGGCCAACGUGGUGUACUUCGUGGUGUGCGGCUGGGCGUACGGCGAGGAGGGGCAGAAUCGGGUGGUGGCGGCCGAUGCAGUGGAGGACGCCAAGGAAGAGCAGCAGCACAAGGCGGCAAUUCGUUAGAUUGAGCCAUUUUAAGCCUUGGUGGCUGCGUGAGCACUGUGGGCACUUCUCUCCCUCUCUGGUUUGAAUUGUGUGUGUAUGUGAACUUAAAUGUUGAUAUUUUCUUACUGAAAGAUAAUCCUUUCAUCAAAAAAUAAAUUUAUGGGACCUAGUGUUCUAUAGAUUGUUGUGAA
This is a messenger RNA of Phragmites australis (common reed), 1980 nucleotides long. Its product is annotated as protein NRT1/ PTR FAMILY 1.2-like. Gene Ontology annotation, cellular component: plasma membrane. NCBI's taxonomy places the organism in Eukaryota, Viridiplantae, Streptophyta, Magnoliopsida, Poales, Poaceae. Gene Ontology annotation, molecular function: transmembrane transporter activity. Bases 47 to 1807 code for a protein of 586 amino acids. The record is from RefSeq and is a predicted model, not a curated record. The transcript is spliced from 4 exons. Gene Ontology annotation, biological process: transmembrane transport; oligopeptide transport.